Beta vulgaris subsp. vulgaris (sugar beet) is the source of this 3408-nucleotide messenger RNA. Its product is annotated as probable alpha,alpha-trehalose-phosphate synthase [UDP-forming] 9. Gene Ontology annotation, molecular function: catalytic activity. Gene Ontology annotation, biological process: trehalose biosynthetic process. The record is from RefSeq and is a predicted model, not a curated record. Gene Ontology annotation, cellular component: cytosol. NCBI's taxonomy places the organism in Eukaryota, Viridiplantae, Streptophyta, Magnoliopsida, Caryophyllales, Amaranthaceae. The transcript is spliced from 4 exons. The coding region runs from base 206 to 2779 and encodes 857 amino acids.
GAAAAAAUAAUCCUUAUCCAAAACCAAGGUUUAAAAUCUAACUAUGGUAAGUAAGCCUUCUUCUAUCUCUCUCCUCCCUCUGAUCUUCUUUUCUCUUUCUUCAUCUUUCUCUCUCCUCAACAACAGUGUGUUCACAUUUCUCAACUUGUUCAUAUUUUUCUGAUCACCUGUAUGAUUAAGCCUCCUCAUAGGAGCUCUAUCAUUUAUGGCAUCAAAAUCAUAUGGGAACUUGCUGGGCCUAGUCUCUGGUGAUUUUCUGGAAUUUCCUUGUGCACCUAGAACUCUUCCACGGGUUAUGACUGUUCCUGGGAUUAUCUCCGACUUGGAUGGUCGUGAAAGUAGUGAUGAAGAUGUGGAUGCUCAAAUUGUCCGUGAGCGAAAAAUUAUUGUUGCUAAUAUGCUUCCCCUUCAUGCUUCUCGGGAGACGGAAACUGGAAAGUGGCGUUUCACCUUAGAUGAAGAUUCUCUUCUGUUACAGUUGAAAAAUGGUUUCGCACCUAAUACUGAGGUUAUUUAUAUUGGUUCUCUCAAGGCUGAUAUCGACAUUAGUGAGCAGGAUGAGGUUUCGCAGAAGCUUCUCAAGGAAUUUAAAUGUGUUCCUACUUUUUUGCCCCAGGACCUCCAGAAGAAGUUCUAUCAUGGUUACUGUAAGCAGUAUUUGUGGCCACUUUUCCAUUACAUGCUACCAAUGUGCCCAGAUCAUGGUGAUCGCUUCGAUCGGUCACUCUGGCAGGCAUAUGUUUCUGCUAAUAAGAUAUUUGCUGAUAAAGUAAUGGAAGUCAUAAAUCCUGAGGAUGAUUAUGUAUGGGUGCAUGAUUAUCACCUCAUGGUCCUGCCGACAUUUUUAAGAAAACGGUUCUAUCGAGUUAAGCUGGGGUUCUUCUUGCAUAGCCCAUUUCCUUCAUCUGAGAUCUACCGGACCUUGCCUGUUAGGGAUGAAAUAUUGAGAGGCCUGCUGAAUUGUGAUCUAGUUGGUUUUCAUACCUUUGAUUAUGCCAGGCAUUUCCUGUCAUGCUGCAGUAGGAUGCUCGGAUUGGACUACGCAUCAAAGAGAGGGCAUAUUGGAUUGGAUUAUUUUGGUCGCACUGUCUACAUCAAAAUUUUACCUGUUGGUAUUCACGUGGGUCGGUUGAAUUCAGUUUUAAAUCUUCCUUGCACUUCGGACAAAGUUAAAGAAAUUCAAGAACAGUAUAAAGGGAGAAAAGUAAUAGUUGGGAUUGAUGAUAUGGAUAUCUUCAAAGGCAUCAGUCUGAAAUUAUUGGCCAUUGAGCAGCUACUGCUUCAGAAUCCCGAGUUCCAGGGUAAUCUGGUCCUUAUUCAAAUCAUCAAUCCUGCUCGAAGUUCAGGCAAGGAUGUGCAGGAAGCGAAGAAAGAGACGUAUCUAAUUGCAAAAAGGAUCAAUAAGACGUAUGGCUCUCCAAAUUAUGAACCCGUGGUCAUUAUUGAUCGCCCUGUUCCUCGUUUUGAGAAGUCAGCAUAUUAUGCUGUAGCUGAAUGUUGCUUAGUGAAUGCCGUAAGGGAUGGAAUGAAUCUAGUUCCCUACAAAUAUAUUGUAUGCAGGCAGGGAACACCCACUUUAGAUGAAGCUUUGGGUAUAAAACCAGACUCUCCUCACACAAGCACGCUUGUAGUCUCAGAAUUUACAGGAUGCUCUCCUUCCCUCAGUGGUGCCAUCAGAAUCAACCCUUGGGAUAUUGAUGCUGUGGCUGAAGCCUUGAAUUUAGCUCUUACAAUGCCUGAUCCUGAGAAACAAUUACGACAUGAGAAACAUUAUCGAUAUAUUAGUUCUCAUGACGUGGCUUAUUGGGCUCGCAGCUUUGUACAGGAUUUAGAUAGAGCAUGCCAAAAUCAUUAUAACAAGCGGUGUUGGGGUUUUGGUUUAGGGCUGAGUUUCAGAGUCGUCUCUCUGUCUCCAAGUUUCAGGAAGCUAAAUGUUGACUAUAUUGUCUCAGCGUAUAGGAGAACCAGUAGACGGGUGAUAUUCCUGGAUUAUGAUGGCACUCUUGUGCCACAAACUUGUAUGAAUAAAUGUCCAAGCCCAGAAGUCAUCUCUGUUCUGAAUGCUCUUUGCAAUGAUCCCAAAAAUACUGUGUUCCUCGUCAGUGGUAGAGCAAGGAAUCAGCUUGGCGAAUGGCUUGGCCCAUGUCACUUGCUGGGAAUAGCUGCUGAACACGGUUACUUCUUACGGAUGAAUAAAGCUGCUGAUUGGGAAUCAAAUGUUGCUGAGCUUGAUUGGAAAGAGAUUGUCGAACCUGUUAUGAGAUCAUAUACUGAGGCAACAGAUGGCUCCAGCAUAGAGAAUAAGGAUAGUGCCUUAGUUUGGCACCAUCAAGAUGCAGACCCUGACUUUGGGUCCUGGCAAGCUAUGGAAUUAGUGGAUCAUCUCGAAAACGUGCUUGCAAAUGAACCAGCUAUUGUUACCAGGGGACACAACAUUGUUGAAGUUAAGCCACAGGGCGUUAGCAAGGGACUUGUUGUUGAGAAGGUUAUUUCCAUGUUAAUCAACGAUGGAAAAAGAUCAGAUUUUCUUGCAUGUAUUGGGGAUGACAGAUCUGAUGAAGACAUGUUUGAAAGCUUGUUAAAGUCCUCGAGUACGUCUAUACCCGGGACUCCUGAGGUCUUUUGUUGCACCGUUGGGCAAAAGCCUAGCAAAGCUAAAUACUAUCUCGAUGACACAGCUGACGUCUUAAGACUGCUUUGCGGUCUAGCCGCGGCUGCCUCAACCCAAAAACCUCGGUAUAACCCUCAUGCUCAAGUCUCAUUUGAAAGUACUUUCUAGUUGCCCCAAUGUGUGCUCGUAGUUAUAGAUCAUCCCGGUGUGUCUAUGUCAGAAAUAGCACGUUGUCACAGGAUUACGAAACUCACUAAAAGUUGCUUCCCUACUCGACUCCUGUGAUCAUUUGACACGUUGAAACACUGGGUACUUGUACAUGGUGACAAUAGUGUAGUUCUCCGACAAGAAGGGUUCUUUAUGGUGGGUCGUCUUUCAAGGAACACAUAUUGUUUGGUUGCUUUAAACUGCACCAAACUCCCCUCAUCAAUGUGUACAGGAUUCUGUUUGAUGUUAAAGUUCCCUCAUUGUCUUCUAACAAAGUGAUUUGGAUGAUCAUGAACAAAAUACUCGGAUAUCCGACUUGAUCUUUGGAGAAGGUCAACAGGAUACUCGGAUCUAACAAAAAUCUGAAGCGGACGUAAGCGGUUUCUUCUUCAUCCCGUUGAAUCAAAAUCCGGAAAAAAGAGCGAGUUCUGCGUAUUAUUACAUGCUAACUGUUGUUGAAAUGGGCUUGUAUGUUUGCCUUUGUAAAUGUUACAUGGGCAGCCUAGUAGAGGCAUGUUCCAUGCAGUAGUAAAAACUGCUGUUUUUUCCCUUCAUAUAUAUAUACUAUUAUUUUUCUCUUUUUUGGUUGA